Pangasianodon hypophthalmus (striped catfish) is the source of this 4499-nucleotide messenger RNA. It is a transcript of the gene nudt3b, whose product is annotated as nudix (nucleoside diphosphate linked moiety X)-type motif 3b. Bases 224 to 760 code for a protein of 178 amino acids. Lineage: Eukaryota; Metazoa; Chordata; Actinopteri; Siluriformes; Pangasiidae. Gene Ontology annotation, molecular function: bis(5'-adenosyl)-hexaphosphatase activity; diphosphoinositol-polyphosphate diphosphatase activity; endopolyphosphatase activity. The transcript is spliced from 5 exons. Gene Ontology annotation, cellular component: nucleus; cytoplasm. The record is from RefSeq and is a predicted model, not a curated record. Gene Ontology annotation, biological process: diadenosine pentaphosphate catabolic process; diphosphoinositol polyphosphate metabolic process; diadenosine hexaphosphate catabolic process.
UAGCGCACAGGUGUUCACAGCACAUCCGCUUGCGCGCGCGGCGUAGCGGUUUCAGUAAUGGCGUCUGUGGCUGAGAUGCGCUUGGCUUUAGAAAAAUGAAGCGUAGAAGAACUUACUUCUUAUACUGAAAACGCGGGGUUUCCUUUCGUGAACUUUGCGUGCGAAGCCGUGUCAUCUCGCGGAGGUUUGCGCUCUGAUAUUAGCCAGUUCCCGACGUGCCGAGAUGAUGAAGCUGAAGUCUAACCAAACUCGCACCUAUGAUGGAGAUGGGUACAAGAAGCGGGCCGCCUGCCUGUGCUUCAGGAGCGAGACUGAGGAGGAGGUGUUGUUGGUGAGUAGCAGCCGACAUCCUGAUAAGUGGAUUGUGCCCGGAGGAGGAAUGGAACCGGAGGAAGAGCCCAACGUUGCUGCUGUUCGAGAAGUGUGUGAGGAGGCUGGUGUCAAGGGCACUUUAGGAAGACUAGUAGGAAUAUUUGAGAACCAGGAUAGGAAACACAGGACAUAUGUGUAUGUUCUCAUUGUAAAAGAAGUACUGGAAGACUGGGAAGACUCUGUAAACAUCGGGAGAAAAAGGGAAUGGUUUAAAAUAGACGAUGCCAUACAAGUGUUGCAGUGUCACAAGCCAGUGCAGGCCACCUACUUCGAGGCUCUACAAGAGAGCUGCCUGACGAGCAACGGCACUCCUCUAGUGGCCACGAUAGCUGAAGACCUCUCACCCAGCUACAACAUCAAUCAGAGCUCUGUCUCUGACAUCAGAUAACUAACAUACAACACUGACACUCCGGAUGCUUCCGCCACCACUCUCGCUCUUAUUCUUUCAGUAUUCUUUUUUUUCUUCCUCUUUCUCUCUUUUUUUUCCUUUACUCUUAAAAUACGGUUUGCCUUGCCAACCCUUUUUUGAGUGCCAGAGAGGUGGCACAAACUUGACAAAGUGUUGGGUAAAUAUUCAAAAACAUGUUUUGUAAAUGUAAAUUUAAUGUUUGUCGCUCUCUACUCUGAUUUUUUUUCCCCACCUCUCCUUAAGAAUGGACAGUUGCAUGAACCCCACCCCCACUCCUUUUCCCUUUAGUGCCCUCUGUGACCCAAGUGUGAGGUUAAAUGAAUGCAAGAACUACUUUUUACUGUUGUGAUGUAAAUACACGUAGCCUAGUGCUUAUGCUUGAGGCUUUGAAUAUUUUUUACGCAUCCAUUUUUCUUGUAUGUGAGAGCGAGUGAGCAUGUAUUUGUGUGAGUAGUGCGAGUAUGUGUUUGUUCUCGGAAACCACCCCCAACAAUGAGAAGGAAAUGCUGAGUUGCCUGAGCGGAUGGAAUUGGUGAGAGGUCAGUUGGUUUGCAUGAGCACUGAUAUUUAUUUGUCUUACAAGUUUGGGAUCUAAUGAAUGUUCAACCUGUAUUUGGUGUCAGUAGGUCUUUUGAGUGAUCUCUUCCUCCCUUUUUUGCCCUUUAUGCCAUUUUGUAAAUAUCUUAUGGGUUGAUGAAAUACACACCCGGGUUUAAUUAUGCUUGUUUCCUUACUAGAGUGGUGCCUAAAUGUGUGAGAACUCCGAAUUUAAAGUGAUAGUAGAACCCAAAAAUGCUUACAAGGCCAGCAAUUAUUGGAAGCAAGCAGGGUAAGCCAGCAGGACAUGAUGAUAACUGAUGAGUUCUGUGCACUGCUUGCAUCCAUUCAUGCUGUAACCUGUGUAGCUGACAGCCAGUCCUACAGGUCCAGUAAUUUCAAUGUCGUUGGUAGUAAUAGUUAUGGAAGAAACUGGUUUUAUCUGCACAAAUCACCACUUAAAUCAGAAUGAGUGACAAGGUUGUAGAGUUUAUGAUGUGACAUUUGUGAACAUUGGAGAACAGGACAGCUUCUUGGAAAAGAACUUAAUAGGCACAUAUCGAGUGGAUCCCGUUUUUUUUCCCGCCUUUUUAAUUUAUUAGUGUCUCCUGUUAUGGAGCUGUUUUUUUUUGGACCAGGUAGGUCUAGGCCAGGGUAGCAGUGAAAACUAAUUUUGGGCCCAUUAUUGAUGUGCUGGUUUUUUUUUUCCCCCAUUUGGUCCCAAAAUAUUUUGCAUAUAUGUGUGGUGGCCUGAGAAAACCCUUUACAUUGUUAGAUUUUGACAUACACACUUUCCUGAUCUGAAAUAUGCUACUCUUUUGUAUGUAUUUCAAUCACAAUUAGCCUGCUCACACCCCAAAAGUGAAAAUGGAGAAAAUCGCAUUUAAAGAUUCCAUUAAAAGAUGCCCCACUUACCUCUACAUUUAUAAACUAAUCUACUUUUGGAAAAACUUUACAGCCAAAUUUUGAGGAAUCAAGCCUCAUCGUCGUCUCUUCUGACUGAUCAGCGUUCACGUUAACACUGGUGGGGAUAUAAUUGCUGAUUAAUUCAAUAAGUUCUGUUGGCUAAAUUUGACACUCAUGUCCAUUUUAGCAUGGCAUCUAGCUAUCGAACAAUCAAUAGGUGACAUUUACUGUGUGAGGAAGUCACACGUAGCUAGCGAGCCUUUAGCCAUCUUUAGGCAGACUGUCUGCAUUUUCUGCCACGUUUGUAAAACUGGCUGCUCAAGUGACGUGAUCUUUGCAGACAGCCAAGGCAAGGCAGCCUAAAUAAAACCAUUUCUGUGUCAUUUUUGUAGAAUGUAUUUCUUUAAACUAAAGAUAUCCAAGUAUAUCAUUGUUUAAAAAAAAUAUUUUGGCUUUUUCUGAUUGUUAUUUUUGGCUGUUUUCCAGAAUUCAGUCACAGCAAUAUCCAACGGGUUUUCCCAGACUGCCUGACAUAUAUCCCGGAAAUUACCACAGGAUUUUUUUUUUUUUUUUUUUUUAAUCUCAUUUUACGUUUAAAACAUUGAAGGCACUUUUCAGUUCAGUCAAAAACAGUUCCUUUUGAAUGUUCCAACAGAAAACCCACAUGCCUUAGUCAUCCCACAAAUUAUUUUAAGCUUGUAAAAAGGCUCAUGCCAACUGCAUGAAGGCUAAUGUGGCCUCUUGUUAUCUUGUACCAUCUUGAUUUGGAUGAGAUGGUAUUAUGUAUUUAUGUAUGUUGAUUUCUGCAGUAAUUUUUUUUUAAGAGUAAUCUCUUAAAAGAAUUGGCGCCUCCGUCGAGCGCUCCAUACCUGCUCAACAAGAACUAUAAUGUGCUGUUUAUAAAAACAUGCAGAGCUAAACAAGGCUUGUAUAACUGAGACCUUGUUUCAAAAUGUAAGAAAUGUGGACCGUACCCCUCCCCUCCUUUAUUCCUCUCUUUUCCUCUUUGUCUAGUAAGUUGUCUUAGCCAGGCUGCUUACUGCCCUUCUGAUGGCAUGCAGCAGUUGGCACAAUACUGUGAAUCUGGAGCCACUGUAGUUAGCCAGACUUUUGUUUUUUCUUUCUGUAUAGACUAAAUUUGAAAAGACAAAGUACAGUAUGUGUGGUUUUUCAUGUUGGGUAUGAUGGUACACAUUGUGAGUUUCUGGUGAAUGGCGAUGGAACUGUUAAAGUCCCCAAGCAGGACGUUUGGGGAUGUAUUCUUUUUGGGCUGUUUAAGUUGCUGUAGGUGCAGGUUUACAGUGUUUCUUGUAGCCAAUCACAACAUUUCCCUCAAUUUCUCUGUUCAGAUCAGAUUCCAACACAAUCAUUAAUCUGAAAGUUAAUUUUGAGCUCAUGGAUGUAAAUUUAUAGACAAGCAAUUUUGCUAUUAGGAUUUUUUUGGUUAAUUCUGAGCAAGAGAAAAAAAAAAAAAAGCCAUCUUUGAUGUAGGCCAACUCAACCAAUUCAUGAUUAAGAUUUUGCUAGAUAUGACUAGUUUGUAUCUUAUCCAUGUAACACUAAAAUCACUGCAUUAGAUUAUUACUUAGUAAUAUAGAUGGGUUUACAAUUAUAAUGUGGUCCUUUCUCCAUGUAGAUGUUGUCUUUUGUUUUUUUUUUAGCUAGAGGCUUUAACAGACUUGAGAUAAUCUUAUGAAUGUCCCAAAGCACAAUCACUUGCAUACACAGAAAUGUUUGUAAUGAUUAAAGGGUUUUUUUUUUUUUUUUUUUUGGAAAACUGUGCAGUAAAAAAAAAAAAAAAAAGUUAGAUCUGCUUAUUGAAGCAAAGGGCUUUGUAACCAGUCUUUUAAAUUGCCCAGAUCUGAUUUUGGAGUCUUACUUUCCAAAAUACCAAACAAAAAUUAAGGAUUGGUAACUACAGCAUUUUCUGUGCAGACCAAAUUUGACCUACAGACAUCAUUCAUGCUAUUGCACCUUACUAUCACACAGCCAGUGUAAUGCAUCAGACCCUGAAUGUAAACUUGUAGAUUAUAUCAAAACACCAGCUUGAUUUAGUACAUGUUCUAAACAACACAAUUCACAUCUGCUAAGUGCUCCAAAAAGGGCUGCUGCCUAUAAAAACCUACAUCACUUAUACAGCCCAUAAAGCUGUGACCUUUUUCAGUUUAACAAACAUACCUGGAACGUUUGCGUUGUGAUUUUGGGAUUGUGGAAUAUACCAGUAUGAGAAUGUAAUAUAAAUGUGCCAACAAAUAAACAUCAGUAUUUCACAUUA